AUGGCUCCUGGCCCCUUGGCUCAGCUCCUGCUGGCCUGGAUGGCACUGUUGUGUGUGGCAGGUGGCCACGGCCACUGGGACGGGGCUGCGGAGCCUCCAGGUCCUGGACGGAUGCAGAGGCGAGGUGGCCAAGGCAUCUUGCAGGGGCCCAAUGUGUGUGGUUCUCGCUUCCACGCCUACUGCUGUCCCGGAUGGAGGACGCUGCCCGGCGGGAACCAGUGCGUCGUGCCCGUCUGCCGCCACUCCUGCGGUGAGGGCUUCUGCUCCCGGCCCAAUCUGUGCACUUGUUCGGACGGAACACUGGCCCCCAGCUGUGGGGUGAGCCGAGGAGCAGGGUGCAGCGUGAGCUGCCUGAACGGGGGCAGCUGCAGAGGGGAGUCUUGCCUGUGCCAGAGGGGCUAUGUGGGCACCGUGUGCGGGCAGCCCAUCUGUGACCGCGGCUGUCACAACGGGGGCCGCUGUGUGGGGCCCAAUCUCUGCGCCUGUGUGUACGGCUUCAUGGGGCCACAGUGUGAGAGAGACUACCGAAUGGGGCCCUGCUUUGGCCAUGUGGGCCCUGAGGGGUGCCAGCACCAGCUGACGGGCCUCGUCUGCACCAAGGCACUCUGCUGUGCCACCGUGGGCCAUGCCUGGGGCCUCCCGUGUGUGCUCUGCCCUGCCCAGCCGCACCCCUGCCGUCGUGGGUUCAUCCCCAGUGUCCGAACAGGGGCCUGCCAAGAUGUGGACGAGUGCCAGGCUGUCCCAGGCCUGUGUCAGGGGGGUAGCUGCGUCAACAUGGUGGGCUCUUUCGAGUGCCGUUGCCCGGUGGGACACCAGCUCAGCGAGGGCAGUGCCAAGUGUGAAGACUACCGGGCUGGCACCUGCUUCUCAGUGCUGAUCGGGGGCCGCUGUGCCAGGGACCUCGCCGGCCACCAUACUCGCAGGCAGUGCUGCUGCGACAUGGGCAGGUGCUGGGCGGCUGGCCCGACACCGGAGCUGUGUCCUCCACGGGGCUCUGAUGAAUUCCAGCGACUGUGUGCCCAGGGGCUCCCACUGCUGCCCUCCUACUCCGGCCCCUCCCCUAGCCUCCCAGGCUUCAGGUCCACUGGCAGGGGUCCUGGCCUCAGGGGGCCAGCACGACACAGCCAGCAAGGCUCCAAUGGGCGUGGAGUCCCCAGCCUGGGCCCUAACGACUCCAACAUCGGCACUGCCACGCUGAACCAGACCAUCGACAUCUGCCGCCACUUCACCAACCUGUGCCUCAACGGCCGCUGCCGGCCCACGCCGUCCAGUUACCAGUGCGAGUGCAACGUGGGCUUCACCCGGGACGUGCGGGGGGAGUGCAUCGAUGUGGACGAAUGUGCCAGCAGCCCCUGCCACCACGGCGACUGUGUCAACACCCCUGGCUCCUACCGCUGCCACUGCCAUGGGGGCUUUCAGGCCACCGUCACCAAGCAGGCGUGUGUGGACAUGGAUGAGUGCAUUGUCAGCAGGGGCCUCUGCCACCACGGCCGCUGUGUCAACACAGAGGGCAGCUUCCAGUGUGUCUGCAACGCGGGCUUCGAGCUCACACCUGAUGGCAAGAACUGUGUGGACCACGACGAGUGUGCCACCACCAGCAUGUGCCUCAACGGGGUGUGUCUCAAUGAGGACGGCAGCUUCAAGUGUCUCUGCAAAGCCGGCUUCCUGCUGGCACCUGGUGGCCGCUACUGCCUGGACAUCGACGAGUGCCAGACGCCCGGGAUCUGCAUGAACGGUCACUGCACCAACACCGCGGGCUCCUUCCACUGCCAGUGCCUGGGCGGGCUGGUGGUGGGCGCUGACGGCCAUGUGUGCGUGGACACCCACGUGCGCAGCACGUGCUAUGGGGCCGUGGAGAAGGGCUCCUGCACCCGCCCCUUCCCCGGUGCCGUCACCAAGUCCGAGUGCUGUUGUGCCAGCCUAGACCAUGGGUUUGGGGAGCCCUGCCAACUGUGUCCUGCCAAGAACUCCGCUGAGUUCCAGGCCCUCUGCAGCAGCGGUCUGGGCAUCACCACAGAUGGCAGAGACAUCAACGAGUGUGCCCUGGAUCCUGACAUCUGUGCCAAUGGCAUGUGCGAAAAUCUGUGGGGCAGCUACCGCUGCAUCUGCAACUUGGGUUACGAGGCGGGCACGGCGGGCAAGGACUGCAUAGACGUGGAUGAGUGUGCCCUCAACAGCCUCCUUUGUGACAACGGAUGGUGCCGGAACAGCCCUGGCAGCUACAGCUGCUCCUGUCCCCAAGGCUUCAGCUUCCAGCAGGACACGGAGACCUGUGAAGAUAUCGACGAGUGCCUCUCCAUCCCAUGUGUGAAUGGCAUGUGCCGGAACCUGGCUGGCUCCUAUGCCUGUGAGUGUGCCCCUGGCAGCCGGCUGGGGCCGUCUGGUACCGUGUGUCUAGACAGCACCAAGGGCACCUGCUGGCUGCAGGUGCAGGACAGCUGCUGCGAGGCAAACCUCCACGGAGCCACCCUGCGGGCCGAGUGCUGCGCCACCCUGGGGGCCGCCUGGGGCAGCCCCUGUGAGCCCUGCGAGAUCGACCCUGCCUGUGCCCGGGGCUUUGCACGCACAGGGGGCCUCACCUGCACAGAUGUGAAUGAGUGUGAAGCCUUCCCUGGGGUCUGUCCCAACGGGCGCUGCCUCAACUCCCCCGGCUCCUUCCGCUGCGACUGCCCCCAGGGCCUGACGCUGGAUGCCACGGGCCGGCUGUGUGUGGACGUGCGUCUGGAGCCGUGUUUCCUGCGCUGGGACGAGGACGAGUGCGGGGCCCCCCUGCCCGGCAAGUACCGCUUGGACGUCUGCUGCUGCUCCGUCGGGGCCGCAUGGGGCGCCGAGUGCGAGGCCUGCCCGGGGCCCGGCUCCCCGGAGUUCACCAGCCUGUGCCCGCGGGGGCUAGGCUUUGCCAGCCGGGAUUUCCUACCAGGCAGGCCUUUCUACAAAGACGUGAACGAGUGCAAAGCGUUUCCGGGCCUGUGCGCGCACGGCUCCUGUCGCAACACCGUGGGCAGCUUCCGCUGUGCCUGCGCUGGGGGCUUUGCCCUGGACGCCCGCGAGCGGAACUGCACAGACAUCGACGAGUGCCGCAUCUCCCCAGACCUCUGCGGCCAGGGCACCUGCGUCAACACCCCAGGCAGCUUCGAGUGCAAGUGUUUCCACGGCUAUGAGAGCGGCUUCAUGCUGAUGAAGAACUGCAUGGAUGUGGAUGAGUGUGCACGGGACCCACUGCUCUGCCGGGGCGGCAGCUGCAUCAAUACAGAUGGGAGCUACAAGUGCCACUGUCCCCCUGGACACGAGCUGACGGCCAAGGGCACUGCCUGUGAGGAUGUCGACGAGUGCGCCCUGCAGGCUGGCCUGUGCCCUCACGGCCGGUGCGUCAACCUCAUCGGAGCCUUCCGGUGCGCCUGCCACGCUGGUUUCCAGAGCACACCCAACCGCCAGGGCUGCGAGGACAUCAACGAAUGCCACGUGGGGAACGGCGGGUGUGAUGGGCACUGUGUCAACACCGAGGGCAGCUACCAGUGCAGCUGUGGCCAGGGCUACUCACUGAUGCCCGAUGGGAGGGCGUGUGCAGACGUGGACGAGUGUGAAGAGGACCCAGACAUCUGUGACGGGGGCCAGUGCUCCAAUGUGCCAGGCGGUCACCGCUGCCUGUGCUAUGAUGGCUUUGUGGCCACCCUGGACCGGAGGACGUGUGCUGACAUGAACGAGUGUGACCUGAACCCCCACAUCUGCCUCCACGGGAACUGCAAGAACACAAAGGGUUCUUUCAUCUGCCACUGCCAGCAGGGUUACAUCGUCAGGAAGGGGGCCACGGGCUGUUCUGAUGUGGACGAGUGUGAGCUGGGGGAACACAGAUGUGACAGUCACGCCUCCUGCCUCAACGUCCCCGGGAGUUUCAGCUGCAGGUGCCAGCCAGGCUGGGUGGGGGAUGGCUUCGAAUGCCACGACCGGGAUGAGUGCACCUUGCAGGAACACCGGUGCAGCCCGCACGCUGCCUGCCUCAACACCCCUGGCUCUUACCACUGCGCUUGCCACGAGGGCUUCACUGGGGACGGCUUCUCCUGCAAUGACAGGGACGAGUGUGCAGACGACAUGGACCUCUGUGAGAAUGGGCAGUGCCUCAAUGCCCCCGGCGGGUACCGCUGCGAGUGUGAGAUGGGCUUCCAGCCCACCAAGGACCACCGGGCCUGCCAGGACAUGGACGAGUGUGCUCUCGGGAACCUCUGCGUGUUCGGGAGCUGCAAGAAUCUGCCUGGAAUGUUCCACUGCAUCUGUGAUGACGGCUACGAGCUGGAUCGAGGCGGUGGCAACUGCACAGAUGUCAACGAGUGUGCAGACCCCGUGAACUGCAUCAACGGCCUGUGUGUCAACACCCCCAGCAGCUACCUCUGCAACUGCCCCCCGGACUUUGAGCUGAACCCCAGCGGGGUGGGCUGUGUGGACACCCGAGUCGGGAACUGCUUCCUGGACACGCAUGACCGAGGGGACGGGGGCAUCUCCUGCGGUGCUGAGAUAGGGGUUGGUGUCACCCGUGCCUCCUGCUGUUGCUCCCUGGGCCAGGCCUGGGGCAACCCCUGUGAGCUGUGCGCAACGGCCAACACCACUGAGUACAGAACCCUGUGCCCUGGUGGUGAGGGCUUCCGGCCCAACCCUAUCACUGUCAUUCUGGAAGACAUCGACGAGUGCCAGGACCUGCCGGGCCUAUGCCAGGGGGGCGACUGUGUCAACACCUUCGGCAGCUUCCAAUGUGAAUGCCCACCUGGAUACCACCUGAAUGAAGACACUCGCAUCUGUGAGGACAUCGACGAAUGCUCUGCACACUCAGGUAUCUGCAGCCCCGGCACCUGCUACAACACCCUGGGGAACUACACGUGUGUCUGCCCCGCGGAGUACCUGCAAGUCAAUGGUGGCAACAACUGCAUGGAUAUGAGGAAGAGCAUCUGCUUCCGGCACUAUAACGGCACAUGUCGGAAUGAGCUGUCCUUCAACGUGACCCGCAAGAUGUGCUGCUGCUCGUACAACAUUGGCCAGGCCUGGAACAGACCCUGCGAGGCCUGCCCCACCCUUGCCAGCUUGGAUUAUCAGAUCCUGUGUGGGAACCAGGUCCCUGGCUUCGUCAUGGACAUCCACACAGGGAAGCCCCUUGACAUCGACGAGUGCGGGGAGAUCCCCACCAUCUGUGCCUACGGUGUCUGCAUCAACCAGAUCGGGAGUUUCCGCUGCGAGUGCCCUAUGGGCUUCAACUACAACAGCGUCCUGCUGGUCUGCGAAGACAUGGAUGAGUGUGCCGGUGGGGAGAGUCCCUGCCAGCAGAACACCGACUGCAUCAACAUCCCGGGCAGCUACCACUGUGAGUGCACCCGCGGCUACAGGCUGUCACCCAGCGGGGCCUGUGUGGGGCGGAACGAGUGUCGGGAGAUCCCCAAUGUCUGUAGCCAUGGCGACUGUGUGGACACAGAAGGCAGCUACGUGUGCCUGUGUCACCAUGGCUUCCAGACCUCAGCAGACCAGACCAUGUGCAUGGAUGUCAAUGAGUGUGACCAGCAACGGUGUGGAAACGGGACCUGCAAGAACAGCGUCGGCUCCUACCACUGCCUCUGCUUCCCCGGCUUCGCGGCAACGCACCAUGGGGAUUGCCUGGAUGUGGAUGAGUGCACCACCCUGGUAGGGCAGGUAUGCCGAUUUGGCCAGUGCCUCAACACAGCCGGCUCCUUCCACUGCCUCUGCCAGGAUGGCUUUGAGCUUAUGGCUGAUGGGAAAAACUGCAUGGACAUCAAUGAGUGUCACAGCCUGGCGGGGACCUGUCUGCCGGGAACUUGCCAGAACCUUGAGGGCUCCUUCCGCUGCAUCUGCCCCCCCGGCUUCCAGGUGCAAAGUGACCACUGUGUCGACAUCGACGAGUGCUCAGAGGAGCCCAACCUCUGUGUCUUUGGCACCUGCAUUAACAGUCCUGGAAGCUUCCAGUGCCUCUGCCCGGCCGGCUUCAUCCUCUCUGACAACAGGCGCCAUUGCUUUGACAUGCGGCGGAGCUUCUGCUUCACCCGUUUCCAGGGUGGAAAGUGCUCAACGCCCAAAGCUUUCAACACCACCAAGGCCCGGUGCUGCUGCAGCAAGCGGCCUGGCGAGGGCUGGGGGGACCCCUGCGAGCUGUGUCCCCAGGAGGGCAGUGCUAUCUUCCAGGAACUGUGCCCCUUUGGUCAUGGGGCAGUGCCCAGCCUGGAUGACUCUCGAGAAGACGUGGACGAGUGUGUGGAGAGCCCCAGCAUCUGCUCUAACGGCCUCUGCGUCAACACCGACGGCUCCUUCCGCUGUGAGUGCCCCUUUGGCUACAGCCUGGACUUUACCGGCAUCAGCUGUAUGGACACAGACGAGUGCUCCAUCGGGCACCCCUGUGGGGAAGGCACGUGCACCAAUGUCAUAGGAGGCUUCGAGUGCGCCUGCGCUGACGGCUUUGAGCCUGGCCCCAUGAUGACCUGUGAGGAUGUUGACGAGUGCACCUUGAACCCCCUGCUCUGUGCCUUCCGCUGCCAUAACACCGAGGGCUCCUACACGUGCACCUGCCCAGCUGGCUACGCCCUGCGGGAGGACGGAGCCAUGUGCCGAGACGUGGACGAGUGUGCCGACGGCCAGCAGGACUGCCACGCCCGCGGCAUGAUGUGCAAGAACCUCAUCGGCACCUUCGCGUGUGUCUGCCCGCCGGGCACGUGGCCCCAGCCCGGCUCCGAGGAGGGCUGCAUAGAUGAGGAUGAAUGCCAUGCCCAGUCUGGCCUCUGUGCCCACGGCCGCUGUGUCAACACCAUGGGAAGCUUCCGCUGUGACUGUGACGACGGCUUCCAGCCCAGCCCCUCCCUCACUGAAUGCCGGGACACCCGGCGCGGCCCCUGCUUCUCCGAGGUGCUGCAGGCGGUGUGCCAGGCGCCCUCAAGCAAUGGUGAGGUGGUCGGCAGGGCGGAGUGCUGCUGCGUGGGGGGCCGCGGCUGGGGGCCCCACUGUGAGCUCUGUCCCCUGCCUGGCACCUCCGCCUACAGGAAGCUGUGCCCCCACGGCUUGGGCUACACCGCCGAGGGCCGAGAUGUGGACGAGUGCCACGUGCUGGCCCACCUCUGCCCCCACGGCGAGUGCAUCAACAGCCUUGGCUCCUUCCACUGCCACUGCCAGGCCGGGUACACAGCAGACACUGCCGCCACAGCCUGCCUGGAUGUGGAUGAGUGCAGCCAGACCCCCAAGCCAUGUAGCUUUCUCUGCAAAAACACGGAGGGUGGCUUCUUGUGCGCCUGCCCCCGCGGCUACCUGCUAGAGGAGGACGGCAGGACCUGCAGAGACCUGGACGAAUGCUCCUCCAAGCAGCACAACUGCCAGUUCCUCUGUGUCAACACCGUUGGUGCCUUCACCUGCCGCUGCCCUCCUGGCUUCACCCAGCACCACCAGGCCUGCUUCGACAAUGACGAAUGCUCCAUCCAGCCUGGUCCCUGUGGCACCCUUGGGCACUGCCACAAUGCCCCAGGCAGCUUCCUCUGUGAGUGCUAUGAAGGUUUCACCCUGGACAGCUCUGGCCGAGGCUGUGAAGAUGUAGACGAGUGUGACGGGCCCCACCGGUGCCAACACGGCUGCCAAAAUGAGCCAGGCGGCUACCGCUGCAGCUGCCCCGAGGGGUUCACCCAGCACUCCCAGUGGGACCAAUGUGUGGACGAGAACGAGUGCGUGCAGUCGCCAGCGGCCUGUGGGAGUGCCACCUGCCACAACACAGUGGGCGGCUUCCGCUGCGUCUGCCCCUCAGGCUUCGACUUCGACCAGGCCCUCGGCGGCUGCCGGGACGUGGAUGAGUGCGCGGCGCGGGGCAGCCCCUGCAGCUACGGCUGUGCCAACACCCCUGGCGGCUUCCUCUGUGGCUGCCCCCGAGGCUACUUCCGGGCUGGGCAGGGGCACUGUGUCUCUGGCCUGGGCUUCAGCUCCGGACCCCAGGACACCCUGGACAAGAAGUUGCUGCUCUCGCCUGAAGCCUGCUAUGAGUGCAAGAUCAAUGGCCUCUCCCCACGGGACCGACCACGGCGCAGCACUCACAGGGACCACCAGAUGAGCCUAGCCAGCCUGGACUCGGAGACCCCACUGGCUUUGGGCCUGAACCUGUCACAUCUGGGCCUGCUUGAGCACAUCCUGGAGCUGCGGCCAGCACUGGAACUUCCCAGGGGCCAGGUCCGCUAUGUCAUUGCCCAUGGCAAUGAGCAGGGCUUCUUCCGUAUGCAUCACCUCCGAGGCGUUAGUGCCCUGCGGUUGGGCUGUCAGAGGCCAGCGCCAGGAACCUACUGGCUGGAGGUGGUGAGCGUAGCAGGGCCCUCAGGCACCAGGCCCAAGGGCCGGCCAGGGCUGGGGGGCCGGGCCUUGCGGCUGAAGGUGCAACUGCAGCUGCUCUAG
Molecule: messenger RNA, 8409 nt
Organism: Trichechus manatus latirostris (Florida manatee)
Lineage: Eukaryota; Metazoa; Chordata; Mammalia; Sirenia; Trichechidae
Gene: FBN3
Product: fibrillin 3
Exons: 63
Coding region: 1-8409 (2802 amino acids)
Molecular function (GO): calcium ion binding
Source: RefSeq, a predicted model, not a curated record